UAAAGGCCGGCGCUUGCCGUGCGUCCGGUCACCGACGGCAUAAGCGAUCGAUCUCGUGCUGCAUAUAUAGAGCUAGCCGCCGCCGCCACCACCACCAGCAGCUGAAGCAGAAGCAGAAGCAGAAGCUAGCUUAAUUAGCGCGUGUUUGCACAUGCACGCAGUUUAGUCGUCGUCGAUCUUGUCCGUCCCACCACCGAGAGCACGCCGGCUUAAUUCCGUCGAUCUCGUCGACGUACGUCCACAUGAUGGCGGCGACCGUGGCCAACAAGCUACCGUUACUCCUGCUGCUUCUCGUCGCAGCGUCGUGCCUACUGCCGGAGCUCGCCGCGGCGGCGGUGCCGGUGCCGGUGCCGGCGCAGGGACUCCGGUCUGUCGGCGGCGUUAAGUUACACUUAGAGCGCCGCCAGGUUCUGGUGGACAAUGGCGUCGUGCAGGUGACGCUGUCCAAGCCUGGGGGCCAUAUCACCGGCGUCCGCUACAACGGCGAGCGCAACCUGCUCUACUACAAUGGAGAUGACAAUUCUGCCGGCUAUUGGGAUGUGGUGUGGAACUUUCCUGAAUCCAAUCAUCCAAGAGGCAUGAUCGAUAUGCUGGACAGUACAGAAUUCAAGGUAGUAUCGUCAACUGAAGAUCAAGUGGAGCUUUCCUUCAGGAGCACAUACAAUCCAUCGCUUCAAGACAGCGUUAGGCUAAACAUCGACAAGAGGUUUGUGAUGCUGAAAGGUAGCUCAGGGUUCUACUGCUAUGCCAUCUUUGAGCAUCUCCGAGAAUGGCCUGCUCUCAACAUUUCAGAGGCUCGCCUCGCCUUCAAACUGAACACUGGCAAGUUCAACUAUAUGGCGAUCUCAGACGACAUACAGAGGUUCAUGCCGAGUGCGACAGACAGAGAUGCACCUCGUGGUGUUCCACUGGCAUACCAGGAGGCCGUCCUGCUCGUUAACCCUAAAGAGCCACAGUUCAAAGGAGAGGUGGAUGACAAGUACGAGUACUCGCUGGACAACAAGGACAACAAGGUUCAUGGCUGGAUCAGCAGCAGCCAUCCCAACCCCAUGGGGUUCUGGGUCAUCACCCCCAGCAACGAGUUCAAGAGCGGCGGCCCACUGAAGCGCGAGCUCACCUCCCAUGUCGGCCCGACAUCCCUCACAAUGUUUCUUGGAACGCAUUACGUCGGGAACGACAUCGUUCUGAAGAUCGAGGAAGGCGAGUACUGGAAGAAGGUGAUGGGACCAGUGUUCAUCUACCUCAACUCGAGCCCGAAGAGAGGAGAUCUGCAGGCGCUCUGGGAAGACGCCAAGGUGCAGGCGGAAGCUGAAGCUAGCAAAUGGCCGUAUAGCUUCCCUGGAUCGCUGGACUUCCACAAGGCGGAGCAGAGAGGAUCGGUCGCCGGCAGACUACUCGUCAGAGACAGGUACAUGAGCAGCGACGACAUGACUGCUGGGUUGGCUUACGUUGGCCUGGCCUCUCCUGGACAACCCGGUUCUUGGGCGACAGAGAGCAAGAACUACCAGUUCUGGACAAGAGCAACACCCUGCGGCAGAUUCAGCAUCGGCAAUGUCAGAGCCGGAGUGUACAACCUCUACGCUUGGGUUCCUGGGAUUCUUGGCGACUACAUGUACACCUCGCAACUAACAGUAACACCUGGAUGUAGCAUCAACCUUGGUGAUCUUGUGUUCGAGCCUCCAAGAUCAGGGCCGACGCUGUGGGAGAUGGGUAUCCCGGACAGGAGUGCAGCAGAGUUCUUUAUCCCUAACCCCAACCCCAAAUACAUCAACAAGCUGUUCGUCAACAAAGACAAGUACAGGCAGUACGGGUUGUGGGAGAGGUACGCCGAGCUGUACCCCGACGACGAUCCCGUCUUCAAGAUCGGCGAGAGCGACAUCUCCAAAGACUGGUUCUUCGCGCACGUCACAAGAAGGCAAGGCGACGGGUACGCGCCGACGACGCGGCGGAUCCAGUUCACGCUCGACCACGUCGAGGCAGACGCCACCUACACGCUCCGCGUCGCGCUGGCGGCGGCGCACAUGUCGAGGCUGCAGGUGCGGGUGAACGGGGCGGAGCCGCUGACGACGGCGGCGGCGAUCGGCGACGGGAACGCGAUCGCGAGGCACGGGAUACACGGCGUGCAGUGGGGGCUGGAGUUCGCGGUCAAGGGGUACAUGCUGGUGGAGGGGGAGAACGUGGUGAGCAUCACGCAGACGAGGGCGUUGAGCCCCUUCUUCGGCGUCAUGUAUGACUACAUCCGGCUGGAGGGGCCGCCGCCUUUGUGGCGAGAUCCUACGACGAUGACGGGAGGUUGACGACGAUGAAUUCAUGAUCACGUACAUUUGCUAGCUAGGGCUAAGUAGAGAGUGUGUAUUUGGAUUAGUGAUCUUGUAUUAGUCUGGUAGGAAUUCAAGUUUAGUUUUGCAAGUGUAUUCAUAUAUAGGGUUGAUUAUUAAUUUAUGAGCAAGUUUACUGUUUUUGAGUAAAUACUUAGAUAUAUCAAAAUUUUAAUGUAAAAUUUGAUAA
Messenger RNA from Oryza brachyantha (malo sina), 2508 nucleotides. Its product is annotated as rhamnogalacturonate lyase-like. The record is from RefSeq and is a predicted model, not a curated record. Gene Ontology annotation, biological process: carbohydrate metabolic process. Lineage: Eukaryota; Viridiplantae; Streptophyta; Magnoliopsida; Poales; Poaceae. The transcript is spliced from 11 exons. Gene Ontology annotation, molecular function: carbohydrate binding; catalytic activity. The coding region runs from base 243 to 2297 and encodes 684 amino acids.